Messenger RNA from Salvia splendens (bonfire salvia), 840 nucleotides. RefSeq lists its product as uncharacterized. The transcript has 2 exons. Lineage: Eukaryota; Viridiplantae; Streptophyta; Magnoliopsida; Lamiales; Lamiaceae. The coding region runs from base 1 to 696 and encodes 231 amino acids. The record is from RefSeq and is a predicted model, not a curated record.
AUGAAUCCCAACUUCAAAGCUCAACAUGAGUAUUUCUACCAUGAUGGGCGGACACCUGAAAUGGAUAGCAUAAUACUCAGCAGUCUUUUGAGAGAGAAGAAGGCGCAUAAUUUUGACGGCAUCGUCAUCCCGGUGGAGUUCUUGUAUGAGGCUGAGGCAACUCUCGAAGAGGAUAUUGGUGUGCGAGUCAAUAGGGAUGACAUCUACUAUCGUUUGCUAUUUUUGGAACGUCGUUAUCGGUCCUUCAAAGGACUAGUCGAGCAUGCAGGUACGAGGUGGGAUAAACCAUCGAACAAGGUCUUUGCUUCAGAGAAAACAUGGGCUGCUCUUUUGAAGGCUUCUGAAUUUCUUGGAGCAUAUAGUGUUGAUGGCGAACCCGAAUACAAGCAAAUGCAAAUGAUGUUUGGUGGUGAAAGUUUACAGCUGGAAAAUAAUGAAGAGGUCAUCGCCAUUUCCGACACCACUUUGGAAGCAGAAUUUGAUGACACAAUGCGUUCGGGAAAAGCACACGUCACUGGGCAAUCUUCUGCAGCAGCUGGUAAACAAAAGGGUAAGAUGAAUCCACGCAAACUUUUUGAUGAUGUCGGAAAUGCCUCUUACCGUGAAUCUGCGAAUGGUAAAGGAACUAGAUCAUCAAAUGAUACUUCUUGUGCUUCAUCUAGCCCGAAUGCAUGGUGGCGUCGUCCGUACGAAUGAAAUUAAGUCCCAACAUGCAACGUUCCAUAAGUAAUAUUAGGAUAUCCAUUUGGAUAAUAAGUCACCUGUGAUAUGCUAUUUUCUUUUGCAUUUGUCUGUAGUUUGGAUUGUGUAAGAUAUGUACUCAUGCUUGAAUGUAAGAUU